This is a messenger RNA of Prosopis cineraria, 965 nucleotides long. Its product is annotated as disease resistance protein At4g27190-like. Bases 29 to 943 code for a protein of 304 amino acids. The transcript is spliced from 3 exons. NCBI's taxonomy places the organism in Eukaryota, Viridiplantae, Streptophyta, Magnoliopsida, Fabales, Fabaceae. The record is from RefSeq and is a predicted model, not a curated record.
AGUGUGCUUAUUGGCUGAGUGUAAAGAAAUGCAAACAAUUGUUGAUGGAAGAUACUCAAGAAGUGAGGAUAUAUUUCCUCGUUUGCUAUUAUUGAGCGUAUCCUACAUGAAGAAUCUAAGAAGCAUUUGUGAAGGAGAAAUUCAUUCCAGUCACUGUUUUGGUAUGUUGAAGUCCUUGACAUUGCACAAUUGCCCCAAGUUAUCAACUAUUUUCACCUUGAAUUUUAUAAGCAAUCUUUCACUCUUAAAGGUGCUUGCAGUCAAAGGUUGUCCAAAAGUAAGUGCUUUAAUAUCUUGUGGAUCGUCCAAACUCAAAGCAGGAACUUUUCUCUCAAAAUUGAGAACAAUGAUACUUAUCCAUCUUCCUGAGCUGAUCAGCAUAUCCAAUGGAUUACACAUGGGUCCAAGUUUGGAAAAUAUUGGAAUUUAUGAUUGCCCUAAACUUCAGAGCUUUUCCAAGAUGGAAUUGUCAAGCAAAAAUUUGAAAAUCAUCAAAGGAGAAACUAAGUGGUGGGAGGCACUAACAUGGAGUGAAGCAGAAUGGGGAAAAAUAGGUCAGCCAUCAAUGUUUGAUAGCAUAUUUUCCCCAAUCAAUCAAGAGGCUGAUAUUAUAAGUCAAUUAGAUUUCAAUGAUGAUAUUGAUGAUAGUACAGGUGGGAUGGUGGAUGAGCCAUUGCAGGCUUCUAGUGAGAGGGUCUUCAAGGGCACAAAGCUAAAUGCCAACAGGCCAACACCAUUACAACUUGGAAGCAGAAAAUCUGUUAUGAAUUCAGGAAAGACGCACAUUCCAAGGCCACCCGUAUUAAUACAUAGUCAUAAAAGCAGUGGACCUGCCAAAAAUAUAGACACAAACCCAUUAGAGGUUUUCCAUUCAAGAGGUUCAAGUGGAGCAUGCCCUGUGGAACAGCCCUUGUUAUGGACAACACUUGCAACAACUCACUAAAGACUGAUACAAAUUAGAUGUA